AUGAGCACUUCUGACAUCGAGAAACUGCAGCUGAUUCCAAAGAAGCCUCAACUGUCCCCUCCAGAUGGCGAUUGCAGGCUAACCCGCAUUAACGAAGUAGAGGGUAGCGAAUUGACUUCUGAAUCGUUUAUGUGUCCAAUCAAACCACUGGAGGAAUUGUCUUUUACUGACAUUGUUGAAACACCGUCUGAAUCCUUGCAAUCAACGACCCCCUAUGUGGGCCCACGGAUGGAACAUUUUGAACGUGUUCCCACUAUUGCUUCUGGUGGUGAACCCUUCAAAGAGUCUCGCUCAAUCAGUCCCCUCCACGUGAGUCGUGACACGAGCAUUACCAGUGCCAAUGACACCGUCAAGAGGUCUCCAAGAUCCCGAUCAGAUAAUAAUAUCACUGCGAAAGGCACACUGUCGCCGAUAAUCAUACGAACCUCCUGCUUGAGGGAUGAGAACUUCACAGAACUCGUUCAUCCAAAGGGGAUCCAGGGACCGAUGACAAACCUAAGCGUAAAGGUUAAAGACCGCGGAUUUUCUGCCUCAGUUGACGAGCUCCAUGAUACCAACUUCUGCAUUGCUCUUGAAAAUUCCCAUAAAGAUGGUCCAAAUGCCCUUACUGAGGUGACGGCUUCUUCGAUGGAUGAACAGAAAAAGCAGUUCAUUUUCAGAGCUGUUUCAGAGUCCACCGAGGAUGGACACAUUUCAGACGCAGAGGCGGUCACCAUAAAGCGUUUGGCCAAACAGACACCCUUCUUUGGAGGAGUUCGAUCUCAAUGCAACUACUGUUGUGCUAUGAGUGAAAUUGCCGCCAGAUUGCCAAUGAACACUCUCAGCGGUCGAUGCGCUUGCCACGAGAGCAUUUGCUCCUGUCAUAAACAUCACGCCGUGUCUGUUGUAAACUUGCCGAGCCUACGGAAGAGUAGAAGGACUCCCGGACUUGACGAAAUAAGUUAUGACUUCAUGCGUGCCAGUGGAGCGAUUUCGGGAUUCUCACAGCUCCGCAGCGUCAAAGGUAUUAAGCAUGACCGUGAAAAACAGGAGAUGUGUUCUGCUCUCUCCCCUUCCAUCAUUGCCAACCUUGACACUCGUGGAGCUGUGGCCCUUUUGGCUGCCAGCACAAGACCUCGCCUCAUCGCCAACAUGCGCAAGAAGGCGAAUAAGGCACACUCCUCACAGGAGGAGGUACCAAAUUCUCUCAAGCCCACCAUAUGGGCCAGCAGUUUCGAUAGCAGCUGUAACAUUCAGUCCCAAGACGAUGACUACUCCCGAAAUGGUCCACUCAAGCGAGAAGAAUCCUCCUAUGUUCAUCUGACAAGCAAACAGUCAUCUUUCAUCAAUCGAAGCUCUAAUCACAGAGGUAGCAUAGCUCAAGAGGCACUAUUGGGGAUCAAAAAUUGCAGGCUGUCAGGUACGGGUGAUGCAGACGAAUUCAUAAAUUUAAACAUCUCUUCAAAAAACUCAGUGGAACAGGAGACCAUAGAGGAUCAGGAGGAUGAUACACUUAUGCCCUCCGUUGACAUGACCCGACCGAAACGUCCAUAUUACUGCCAAAAAGCACAAAAAUUUCGCAAUAGUUGGAGAACCCAGUCAAUUGCAAAUCCCCAGAGUACGGUAGAACAUGGACUAGUGCAGGACAGAUCGUUAACCAUGGUGGAGCCUCAACCUGUUAGCGACGUUAAAAAUAAUAGUGGAAUUAUCACAGACCGAGGUGCUCAAGUGACCGUUUACUUGACACGAGGUUCAAGGAAUCCAGUGAAAACCAUCCUCGUUAACCACACUGCUUCUAACAUGACGGCAGCUAACGCAGCACGACUUCGAGCCCGGAGACAAAAAACUUUUUCAAAUCGCAAUCAGUGGCGCUCAGUACAACUCUCUCCAACACACGAUGUAGAGACAGAGAAACAAGGUUGGAAAGGGGACGAUAAACUUCACAAUACCUCUCUUUGCAGCAUUCGAGAAUCCUACCUUAACAAUCGAAUCCGUGUUCGCAUUGCGGCAGCGCCGGUAGGUCCAAAUCCUGAAGUCAUCCACAAUGUGUGCUUCCGUAGCAUUCGAGCAAUGCAAGGCCAUCGUAGCAACUCCAUGUUGCAUAACGUCGGCUAUCGACUUGGACGGCGGAGACGGAUGUUUCAGCAGAGAAGCAUGGUGUCGGAUUACUCGCUUGCCUUUGCGGUGCUGGGAAUACUCCUCAUGAUUGUGGAAAAUGAGCUCACCUUAGGUCAAGUUGUCACCAAGGACUCCAUUUGGUCGCUAAUGCUGAAGUCGCUGAUAACAUGCUCAACGCUUGCCCUAAUCGGACUUAUCGUCCUCUACCACGUUAUUGUCGUUAGGAUACUCUCGUUUGAUGACUGUAUAGAGGACUGGCAAAUAGCAUGGGACCGUUCGAGGGUGGCCAAGUUGGUAAUGGAGAUUUUGGUGUGUGCAAUUCACCCAGUGCCAGGCAAUUUCACUUUCAUCUGGCCCUACUCCUAUUACCUCUUCGGUGGCAGCAUCCUGCUAUCCUGCGCGCACUGCAAGAAUGGUACUUUGGAUCCAAGUCUUCUCACUUCCGCGGCCUCUGUACCUCGAGUCAACUCUAUCUCGGGGAGCCCGCACGUCAUCUUUCCCUCUAACAAAGUGGUCUCCAUCGACAUCAUUCUCUCUCUGCCCAUGUUCCUCCGCCUCUAUCUUAUCUUUCGAGUGGUAGUACUACAUUCAAAACUCUUUACCGACACCGGUUCCCGCAGUAUUGGGGCCAUGAACAAGGUAGAUUUCACUACCCAAUUUGUCUUCAAGACAUUCAUGACAAUCUGUCCGGGCACAGUGCUGGUCGCCUUCAUUCUUGGAUUUUGGGCUGUGCUCGCGUGGAUGCUUAGAGCUUGUGAACGCGUGCAAGACCCAGUUUUCGGCAAUCUCUUCAACUCCAUGUGGCUUGUCGCCGUGACUUUCCUCAGCAUAGGCUACGGAGAUGUUGUUGCGAAUACCUACUGUGGUCGUGCGAUUUCCAUCGUUGCAGGAGUUUUGGGAUCUCUCUGUACCGCACUCGUUGUGGCCGUUUUUGCUAAGCGGUUGGAACUCUCCAGGGCCGAAAAGCACGUCAUUCAAUUUAUGAUGGAAAAUGCACUUGCAAAGAAGUUGAAACACUAUGCCGCAAAUGUCCUUCGAGAGACUUGGUUAAUCUACAAGUAUACCAAGUUAGUGAAAAAGCUCAACGCCUCCACGAUCAGGAAACACCAACGGAAAUUUCUCCGUGCAAUACACGGUCUUAGACACGUGAAGCUGGAACAGAGGAAACUGCAGGAUAAUGCAAACACUUUGAUUGAUUUGGCCAAGACCCAAUCUAUCAUGAACGAUACCGUCUCAGAGAUGAGAAUUCAGCACACACGCCUGCAACUCCGAUUAGACGCGAUCGAGGAAUCUUUGGUGCGCAUUCAGGAGCAAUUCACCACACUGCCGAUCAUCCUGAAAUACAUUCAGAUGCAGACGCACAGUUCGAGUUGCUCUAAUCAAAAGAGUGAAGAACACAUGGACUCGGAGGAAUGCUGCACGAAUCAAAACACAACUAAUCCAUACUUGCGCUACCGACAGGCUUCUCGACUCCUUAAUCAACAGGCUUCCACAGCUACCACCCUCCGCUGCGACGACAGCGACCUCGUCAUUCACAACUCGGCUGCUCAACUCCCCAUCAUCGAUAGGCUGGAGGCUGUGGCCCAGUCUGCCGUCUCAUUCGAGUCCACACAAUCCCACAAACCGCCCAGCCAUGCUCAUGGUUGCCUUGAUGUUGAACCCGUCCAACGAGCUGUAAGCGAGCCCCCUGCCUCUUUUCUUGCUGCCGUUCGACAAGUUUGA
This is a messenger RNA of Hydatigera taeniaeformis, 3819 nucleotides long. Lineage: Eukaryota; Metazoa; Platyhelminthes; Cestoda; Cyclophyllidea; Taeniidae. The record is from the annotation of a GenBank genome assembly.